ACUGACGCCCUCUUUCUCUUCGUUUCCAGGCGUCCAGGCCUCCAGGCUACCAAGUUUUAGCGUUUUGCUUGCUAGUUCGCUGUUCUCUUGUUUUGGCCUCAGCCGCCCAGCCUGCCCAGCGGUCCAGCCGCCCAAGCUGCCCAAGCGCCCAAGCUGUUGUGCAGUCCUUUCCCACUCUCCGACUCUCCUCCUAAACCUGAUUGAUGACGGAAAGAGAAGGCGGAGCCGUCGGAGUCGUGUGUUUGACGCGGGAUCCUAACGCUGAUCGAGCUUCGGACCAACAACAUCCCGUGGGAUAAUUUGAAGCGGCAUGGACGGCAUUUCAAAACGCCGCCCGACCUCGGUUCGCAUCCCGAAAACAGGCGCUCCCCGCUAGCCAGCAAUCGUCAGUGCGACUGACGAGUGCGGAACUGCCAUGGCAACAGACACCAGCGACAUCGCCAAGCAAGGUUACGUCCGGGUUCGGAGUCGCAACAUCGGCGUGUGGCAGCGCCGGUGGCUGGUGUUGCGGAGGGCGGCCGGGAGAACGCCCUGCCGGCUGGAGAAGUACUUGGAGGAACGUCACGCACGCUUGCACGCCGGUCAGAAAGUGGUGCUCCUGGGACCUGCAGCGAGCGUCUGCCGGCUGCCGGCCAGUGUCAAGAGACACGCCUUUGCUCUUGCCUUCCAGGAUGGCUCAGUCAAGGCCAUUGCCUGUGACUCUGACCUGGAGGCGGACACCUGGGUGAAGCUCAUGGUGCAGGAAUGCCUGGAACCUCAGUCUGGGCUUUGUGCAGGAGAACCGGACAUCCUAAGUCCCGGAAUCCAAAAGGAGCUCCAAGAGCAAUUCCACGUGCACCUGGUGCCGAGCCCCAAGCUGGAGGUGUUUGGCGAGUGCCUGCUGCAGGUGACCCACGAGCACGUCUACCUGUGGGACCUCCUCAGCCCCAGGACCAAGCUGGCAGCCUGGCCUCUCACCGCCCUUCGCCGCUACGGCAGCGAUCCUGCCAAGUUCACUUUCGAGGCUGGCCGGCACUGUGCUACGGGAGAGGGCAUGUUUGUCUUUCAUACGCUCGAAGGAGAGAAGAUCUACUCCAAGGUGCACCAGGCAACGCUGGCCAUUGCCGAGGCACAUCAUCGCUCCAAGCGGCUCCAGCCAUUGCCUUCUGCACCGCCGCAGGCUCUGGUGCACGCAGCUGGCACGACGUCGGCACCCCUCCCGUACCGCAGCUCGACGAGCCCACUGCAGCAGUUUGGCUCCUCGGAGGUGCUGGUAGACCACGAGCGGGGUGCUUCGUUCUGUGCCGGCCUGGCCACCUCAUUGAGAGACUUGGCAACCACGUCGUGCUCCUUGGACGACAUUCUCCAUCCGCUCGUGACGACGGCAGUCGAGCGCAGGGGAACCUCGCGAUGCAGCCUGCGUUCCCACCUGCUCCAGUUCCAAGGGCGCUAGGCGUGUUCACGAGGCCGUCGCUUCUGCUUCAGAGACUCAACCCCGCACACGAGAGACGCCUCGAGUGACUGGUGCCCGCGUUGUGUGGGGCAGAAGGCUGCCUCGAGGUGUGCGCCAACGUGUCAUCACGUUUUGUUCUUCGUUUUGGCAACAGGCAAGGGUUUACCUUCUGCUCGCCGGGGAAGCUUAGCUUGUGUGGCAUGCAGCGGGUCAAGGUGAGGCUGUGCACCAAGUGGGAGAGGCGAAGGUCUUGCCAGUGCUGAUGAUUGUGGCAAGUGUGGAGAAGGACAAACAGCUUUCAUUUUCCUACUGCCACCCCUGUUGGAGCAGCUGAGUGCUUGUGGCCAUACUGUCCAUGCCCAAUGAUGUUUCGAGGUACACAAAGUGCGCACUUUUCGGUACAAUGAGUGUAGACCCUUAUAAUUGCUCUCACUCGAGGAAAGCUAGCAAGAAGUCGCAUGUUGACCCCUCCUUUUUUGUGUCCACUAUGCAGUUUUUGUUGAAAUAGCAGGGAAUGUUGUAUAAUUAAGCGAUAGUGUUGCACGAUACGUUAUGGACACAGCAACUUUUAACCUAAGUUGCGCCAAGUGGGUACAGCUCUGUGCAGUACAUUUUCUCUUCUGAAUACCUGUACAGGAGUGGAAACUGCUUGCAACAUUUCCCACUAUUUUGCGAGAGGUUGAAUCUCAUGAGCCCAGUUGAACUUGACCAUCAUCCUUGUCAAUUUUUCUUGCUGUGUCUGCCCGCUGCAGCUUUAAAACCAAUGGAGUGGCUAUGAAUGCUUAAUGAUGAUCUUGCUAAUGAACUAUGAAGACAUGUUUGAGCAGCAACUUUUGAAAGGUGUAAAUACAUUUCUUUUUACAAAGAAUGCAUUUUAUUUUUACAACACAUGUUGAUAGCAAGGGCAGUUUUGCAAGGAUAUUUUCCAGUUGCACACUUAAGACAUGUUCAUAGAAAAUCUGUACAGGAGUCUGGCAUCAUUGCAAGAAUAAAACACACUCAAUCAAGA
Ixodes scapularis (black-legged tick) is the source of this 2441-nucleotide messenger RNA. Its product is annotated as docking protein 5. The transcript is spliced from 7 exons. Lineage: Eukaryota; Metazoa; Arthropoda; Arachnida; Ixodida; Ixodidae. Gene Ontology annotation, biological process: cell surface receptor protein tyrosine kinase signaling pathway; positive regulation of MAPK cascade. Bases 416 to 1432 code for a protein of 338 amino acids. Gene Ontology annotation, cellular component: cytoplasm. The record is from RefSeq and is a predicted model, not a curated record.